Lymnaea stagnalis (great pond snail) is the source of this 387-nucleotide messenger RNA. The record is from the annotation of a GenBank genome assembly. NCBI's taxonomy places the organism in Eukaryota, Metazoa, Mollusca, Gastropoda, Lymnaeidae.
AUUUAAUCAGACAUAUUCAGAAGGGCCUAACUUUUCUCCAAGUUCUGCUUAUGGCCAUAGGCCUCAGCAUAAUUUAAAAAAUAGUGAGGAUCAUCGUGCUAAUCAUCCGAAUUCUGCAAGCAACAAGCAGAGAGAGUUGAUUGGACCGAGUCAUAAACCUUCAAAUAACCAACCACCAAACAGGAAUCCAGCCCCCAGUUUACCAACUACCAGUUCCCAAGUGCAUCAAACGACCAGUGUCCAAGCGUAUCAUCCAACUAGCAGUCAUAUGCACAGUCUUCAAUCGUGCCUUGACUCACCUGUUACCGGCAAUAAUGCCAGACACCCAGAAAGACACCCCAACAGCCUGGCACAGGAUGUUAAACCUUUGGUGGGCUCACUACAUAG